AUGUUGCAUUUACACAAUUCAUGUGUAUCAGAUAUUGAAAAUAUAGAAUAUAUAUUAAAAAAAAAGGAUUAUAAUGGAAUAAAAACAAAUAGAGAAAUAAAAAAAAUUUUCAAAGAUUUAGGUGCUGCUUAUAAAAACUUUAGUGAAUCAUUAAAAAAAAUUCAUAAUGAAAGUAGCAAUUUAAUUUCAUUAAUUAAAGAAAAUGAUGAUAAAGAUAAUUCAGAACAAAUUUAUUUUUCUGAUUGCUUUCUUAAUAUUGUUUCUCUUAUAAAAAAUAUAUAUGAGGAAAACUUGGCUGUUAGUGAGAAAAUAGAAAAAAAUAUUGUUGAUGAGUUUGAAAAAGAAGAGAGAGAAAGAGUUAGUGAUAUUAAUUCCAUAUAUAAAGAAGAAAUUAGUCUUGAAAACAAUGAAGAGGAAAAAUUCGUAAAAAAUAGUGCUCAUAUAAAUGAAGAAAAAUAUAAUGAUAUACUUAUUGAAGGAAUACCAUUAAAAGAUAUUGAAAUUGAUUUAAAAAGAUGUUUAGAAAAUAAGGAUUUCACAAAUAAAUACUUAAAUCAUACAAAAUACAAGAUUUAUUUUUCCGAAUUAAAUAAAUUAAACUUAAAAUUAGAUAAAGAAAUUUAUUCUUUUAAACAGCUAAUUCAGAAUUUUGGUAAAAAUGCUAGUAAAUUGCUUAUACAUAAAUCAAAAGAAAGAAUAAAUGAUAUUCAAAAUAAAAAAAAAAAUAUUCUUGAAUUUUUAUAUAGCGAUAUAAUGGAAUUAAAAAAAAGUAAAAAUAGUUUAUUAAAUGAAAAUAUUGAAUCAAAAUUUUUAAUAAAUAAUAAAAAUGAAAAAAAAGAAUAUGAUAAUAUGGAACAACAUGAAGAAGAAAAAAAACAGAAUGAAUGUCAUAAAGGUAAAGAUCUGAAAAAUAACCAAAAUACUUUUUUUUCAAAUCUUUAUUUAGAAAAAUUUGAAAUAAGAGAAAAAUAUAGAAUAGAAAAAAUUUAUUCAAGUUUUAGAAUAUUUUUAAAAGCUUUAGCAGUUAAGCAUAUUAAUGUGAAUAAAGUGUUGUACAAAAGUGCUAAUGAAGUAUGUUCAUACGAUUCUCUUAUAGAUUAUCAAAAAUGGUUAAGCUACAUUUUAAAGAAAGACUUAGAUAUUAUGAGUUUACAAGAAAAAAUACAAAAAAAUAACAUAUUGACAAAAGAAGAAGAAUAUUUAUUAAUGCCUUCUGAUUAUAAUUUUUUUAAUAAUAAUUCAGUAAAUUUAUUUGAAAAGAAAAAUGAAAAUAAUUCAUAUUUUCAGAAAGGGGAAUUGAUUUUUAAAAAGCAAGAUUCAAAUAUCAAAAAAGAAAAAAAAGAAAAAAAAAAUGAGAAAGAAAUUAACACUCCUAGGGAUAGUCAAUUCCCCGAUGAAUUCUAUAUCCCUAUAAUAAUAAAAAAAAAUUACAUAAAUUUAACAAAUAAAAAUUCUACCAAUAUAAAGUAUACAAGUAAAAUUAAAGAAGAAAUAAAAAUUAAAGAAUCACUUAAAAAAAAUAGUGUGCAUAAUCAUCUAAAUAUUAGUACAUAUUUAAAUAAUAAUAACAUGAAUAAAGAAAAAGAUAUAAUUACCUUUUUAACAAACAAACAAAAAAACUAUGAAAAAUAUUUAUUACAAUUUAAUAACUUAAUUACACCUAUAUAUCAAAAUGAAAAAAAAAAAGAUAAAAAAAAAUGGUUUGAUAAAAAUUUUUUUCAAGGUUAUUUCCAUGAAGAAGGGCAUAACUUUUAUCCUUUCAAGAUUCCAACAGGUAUGAAUAAUUUAUCGUUUUUUCAAAAUAUUCAUUCUUUUUCAUUAAAUACUAUUGAUUUUGGAGAGAAAGAUAUCAGUGAAUAUGAUUACAAGCUAUUGGCUUAUGAAUCUGUUCUUUUAGUUUAUUAUUAUUUAUCUAUUCAAUUAAAUUGCUAUUUUUUAUUUGAUGUAAGUGGUAAACGUAAAAUCAAUAAAUCAUCUUAUGAAAAACUAUUUGAAAAUUUAUCAUACAAUUCAACAAUUUUAAUGAAUGAUAUUAACAAACACUAUUCUGAAAAUAAUAACAUUAAUGAAGAAGAGAAGAAAAAUAAUAUGAAUAGUGUAAGAGGUAUUAAAAAUAAAGAUAACAAUAAUAUAAAAUAUGAAAAAGUCGAAGAAGAAAAUAAAUCCUCAUCAAAAAAUUCCGUGAAUGAUUAUUUUGAAUAUAUUAGUUAUAUUUAUAAUGUGAAAUUACAAAAUUUAUUAUUAAUAAAAAGAAUAAUAAGUAUAUUUAGAAUAAAAUUAAAUUUGAAUUCUAAAAUAAAUGACCUAAUUACCUUACUUACUAUUCCUAAUCAUUAUAUGAAUUAUGGCUAUAAAUACUCUUUUCACGUUCUUGAUGUGCGUUUUAGAAUAAUUAGGAUUUUAGACAGUUUAAACUUUGAUCAUAUAUUUAAUUCUGAUAAUGAAAAAAAUGAAUGCAACAAACUAAAUUAUAAUAAUGAAUAUAGUAUAUAUAUAAAUUGGUUAAAAAGGCAAUUACAUUUACUGUAUGUAUCCGUAUAUUUAAAAUUUAGUCGUUUUAUAAAAUUUAUUCCUUACUCUAAUUUUUCUUUUUAUCCACAUAUAUUUGAUAAUAUCAAUAUAUUUAAAAAUAAUGAAGAGUAUUUCAGUUACAUAAAUAAAACCAAAGAGGAUAAUUCAUUUAUUAGGUAUAUUAAAAAUGUCCAAGAUAAAAUAAAUAAAAUAUAUAAUUUCAUUUUAAUUAACAAUAGUAACAAAGAAGAUCAAGUAGACAUAAAAAUUAGUAAGAAUUAUCCAGAAAAAAAUGAUAUAAAUUUUGUUAGUUUUAAUUCUUUAGGAAUGGAUGAAAAAAUUAUAUUUUUUUGUAAUUUAUUAUUAAAAAAUAUAAUUAAAUCAUUUCAUAUUAUUUAUAAAUUACAAUAUAUUGUAAAAAAAAGGAAAUGGAAUAAAGGAGUAUACAACGAAAAAAAAGAUCUAUCUAAUUUAGUUAAAUAUUUUACUAAAAUAGAAUAUUAUGAUUUUGAAAUAAGGAAUCUUAUGUCUAAUAUUCAUAAAAGAAAAAAUCAAGAAAUUUCUAAGAAAAAUAGAAAUGAUAUAAAUGAACACAAGAAUAUGUUUUAUGGUAAUAAUACAGGUAAUUUACAUUUUAAUUUUGAACAAAUAUCUGACUACACAAAAAAAAAACAUAAAGAAUAUGAUUAUGAUGUGAAUAUUGAUCAUGAUGAGUUAUUUAAAAAUAUUUUUAUAAAUGAAAUAACAUAUAAAGAAAAAAGUGAUUAUAUUUCAGAAACUAAGAAAAUAACUAAGUGUAAUGAGAAUAAUACUUUAGAUAGAGAUGCAAGUAAGAUAAAUAAAAAUGUGUCUAAUUUUUUUGUAAAAAAAGAAAAUAAAAAUAAAUCUAAUUUUAUUAUAAAAAAAAAUAACAGUAAUGAGAAUAUUGCAAUAGAAACCUAUUUAACAAAAAAAGAAAAAAAAAUUAGAAAAAAAAAAAUUUUUUAUAAAUUAAAUGUAGAAACAGUCUUAUGCUCAUGCUGGUUUAUCGAUAGAAUUCUAUUACAUUUUUUUUUGUAUUUUUAUUUUUCAUGUAUAAUUGACAACACAUCUAAAUCAAAUAUCUUUACAGAUGCACCUUAUAUUACACAAGGAAUAAUUUUAAUUACUUAUUAUUUACAAUCAGGAAAUGAUUUAACUUUAAAAACUAAAAAGAAAUAUAAUGAAGGGUUAGAAUCUACCUUAAUUCCUAUUUCAACUUUUAUACUUUAUUUUGUCAUUCAUUUAUUUUAUUCUUUUUUUGAUAAAGAUUUAUUAUCAUUAGAAGGAAAUAAAGAGCAAGAUCGUUUACAAUUAUUUUUAAAAAGUAGAAAUAAUGAUAACAAAGAAAAAGAAAUAGAUGUAAAUAUAAGAGAUAGUUAUUCCAAUUAUAAGAAUCAAAUUAUUACUGUUCAAAAUGCAAGCAAAUUUUAUUUUAUAGUCAAAAAUUUUGAGUACUUCUUAUCAUAUAGAACAAUUGAUGAAAAUAUAUUAGAAAAUAAUAAAAAUAAUAUUGAUUUAAAUAAUUUCGAACAUUAUGAAGAAUAUUCAUAUAGUGAAGAAACAGAAGAAAAAGAACAUUCCUCCAUUAAAAAAAAUGAACAAGAGAAAAAACAAGAAAAACAUAAAAAAAAAAAAAAAAAAAAAAAAAAAAAAUUUUUUGUAUGUGCUGCUGCUCCAAAAAAUAGUAAUUCUUAUGAUGAUUAUGCAACUAUGGAUGAAGAGUGUAAAAGAAAAAUAGAAAAGAAAAAAAUAAAGAAAAAACAGAAAAGUGAUGAUAUGAUAUAUUUAAAAAGGUACUAUAAUAUUUUAUCAUUUUUUAAUUAUAAUCAUUUGGAAAAUUUACUCAAUCCAUAUGUUCCUAGUAUUUUAUCCUACUAUUUAAAUAAAGAAUUUUAUACAAAUGAUUAUUUUUUUUUUAAUUUUAUUUUUUCAAAUAAUGAAAAAAAAAUAAUAAAAAAUAUAAAUUAUGAAUCAAAUAUAAAAUAUAAAAACAAUUAUGAUCACUCUAAUAUAAUUAAUAAAGAAAAUAAAAAUGAAACAUAUUUAGAUGAUAUUUAUGAAGAUAAUUAUAGCUCAAAUUAUGAAUCAGAUAGUAAUAAGAAUGUUUUAUCUUAUAAAAAAAAAUAUACAAAUAAUAAGAAAUGCAGAAAUAUACAUAAUACAGGAAUUAAUAAUAUUAUUAUAAAAUACAAUACCAAUAAAAAUUUUUAUAACUUCUCAUUAAUUAAUAUAUCGAGAAUUGAGAAAAUUAUGAUAGAUAUUAUGUAUAUGAGAAUAAUUAGUUGUGAUUUUAGAAAUUACUUUUUUCUUAUUUUUUGCAAUUAUAGAAAAUUUAUUGAUAUGUAUUCCUUACCUUAUAUAUUAGAUAUAUUUAUAAUUCUUCACAGUUUCUUUAUAAUAAAUGGUAAUAGUAAAAGACCAAAGAGAUUAAAAACUCAUAACAUAAAAGAUGAAAACAAAAAUAAAAAAGAAAAAGAUCCACAAAAUGAUCUUUUACAAUACCAAUACAUUGAUUGUAUUAAAAAUGAAAAAGAGAAUAAUGAUCUAUUUGAAUUUACUUAUAAUAUUUGUGUUGAAGAUGAUGAUAUUAAUAAAUAUAAUGAAGAAAAUGAUAAUGGUGAAGAAAAUAGGCAUGAUACAAAAGAAAUUAUAUAUAAGAAAAAAGAGAAGAAAGAAAAUAUUUCCUUUAUUGAUAAUAGUGAUAAUUCAAAAAAAAAAGAAAAAAAAAAAUUUCAAGAUAACACAAAGAAUUUUAAUAAAGAAGCUUUAAAUGAAAAUGAUAUUUUUAAUAAUAAUUUAAAAAAAUUUACUAAUAAUAAUUCGUAUAAUAAUGAUUCAGAAAAUAUUAAAAAUUUUAACAGUGAUAAUAAUUUAAGUACUCAUAGGUUAUCAAAUUAUUUUAAAUAUUUUAUAUAUAAUAGUUCCAAAAAUAUAUUUUAUAAUAUCAUAUGUAGUUUAAAGGAUGAUAUAGAAUUAAGUAAUAACGUUAAUUAUGACAAUUUAAUAGGUGAUGAAAAUGAUCAAAACAAACAAAAAUAUCAAGAGAAUGAUUAUGUUAAAAAUAUAACAAAUGGAAUAGAAAAUAUAAAUAAGAACAUAUCUAUGAAUGAAGUUGAUAUAGAUAAAAAUAAUGAUAAUAAAAAAAAGAAUUAUUUGCAAAAUUCUAAUGAUAUUAUAAUCAACCAUUAUGUAGAUAUUAUAAAAAAAUACAUAAAUGAAAUUAUUGUUGAAAUUUUAUUUUUUUCUAACAUAUGGAAACAUUAUUUGCCAUUAGAAGAACAUCCAUUAAUAGUUUUAUAUGCAGCUAAUAAAACAUUAUAUUAUGAAGUUAUAAAAGUUAUUAAAUAUUUUAAAGAUAAUAAAAGUUUAUUUAAUCAUUCAUUAUCCAUUAUUGUCUCUUUAUACAACUUCAAUUUGCUAAAUAAAGAAAUUGUCUUACAAACUAAUACCUAUAUGAAAUAUCAAUCAUUUGGAAAUAAAAAUUAUGAAAUAUCUUCUAAAAAAGAAAAAACAAAAAAUGAUAAUUGUUUUAAGAGUGACAAUAUGAACUGUAAUGAAUCAAAUAAUAAUAAAAAUAAAAAUAAAAACGAAAAAAUGAAAAAUAAAGUUUUACAUUAUUACGAAAAUAGAAACUCUUUUAAAGCAAGUAGCAUUGAUAAAUUGAAUGGGUACUUAAAUAAUGUGCUUAAUAAUGAAAUUAAUAAAAGUGAGGAAAAAGUUUAUAAUAAGAAUUCAGAUAAAGAUGAUAUGUUUAUAAAUUUAUCAUUAAUAAUUUCUAAUUCUAAUAAUCCAUGUAUGAUAAAAUUAAUGUUCAUGUUAGAAAAAAUAUUCAUUAAAAUUAUUGAUGAAAAAUUAGAGGAAAAAAAAAAUUUACUAACAGAAUGUUUAAAAAAUGAAAAAUUAGUUCCGUUGAAUUUUCCAGAUAUUAUCUAUAAUUCAACUUCUGUUGAUAUCUUUUCAAUCAUUUCUCAUAUUUUAGAGGCUUUAUUUGAAUAUAAAUGCCCAGUAGAGUGGAUUAUUACACCAUUUUUAGAAUUUUUAAAUGGUUUUAUAAAUAAAUAUUGUGAAAAUUAUAAAAAACUUUAUUCUUCUUUCAUUAUAUCUGUACUAAAUCAAUAUGCAGAUAAAUAUUUUAACGAUUUAUUAAAUUUAAAGGAACAGCAAAAAAUACAAUGGAAUAAAUAUUCAAAUGAUAAAAAAAAAAGAAAAAUUAAAAAAAACACUGAAGAAAUAUCUAAUGAAGUUAAUAUAUUUAGAAUAAAUGAUAGAGAAGUAAUUGGAAAUGAUGAAGAGGAGGAAAUAAUUGAUAGUAAUAUUGAAGAAGAAUUUAACGAUGUUAAUGAAAUAACAAAAAGAAUAAAAGACAAAAAGAAGAAAAAAAGUGUUUUUUACAAAUUAUUUGAUUAUGAAGAAAUUGACUUAAAAAAAAAAAAUAAAAUUAAUGAAAAAUUAGGAGAUAGAAAUGAUUUAUCUAUGAAAAAGUUGAAUUCAAAAAACACAGCUAUACAAAAAGGUUCUGUUUAUUAUCACAAAAAAUUGAAUGAAGAAGACGAAUUAGAAAUAAAUGAAGAAUAUAAAGAAAGAAAAAAAAAAGGUAUGUAUAUGAGUAAAGAUUUGAUAAAUAUUAUAGAAGAAAUAAAUUAUUUAUUUAAUGACUCGGAUUUAUCAAAUUCGUUAGUUAUAACAUGGAACUUGUACUUUUUUUUAGAACAAUUACCUUUAAUAAAAAAAAAAUUUGAAAAAUAUAUUUUAGAAUAUAUUUGUGCUCGUACGAAAAAUGUAGAAAAAAUUACUCAAAUUUUUAAUAACUAUAUUGAAUUUAAUAUAACUAUAGAAAAAUUACAGAAAAAUAUUUAUACAAAAACAAUAUUGGAUGUUUUAGAUACUUCUAUUAAUAAUAUCAAAAAUACUAUAAAUAAUACAUUGUAUUAUAUAUUUAAAAUUUUGUCAAUAAGAAUUAUUUGCUAUGAGUUUCAAGAAGAAAUAUUCUACAACCUUUAUGAUGAUUUUCAUUCAAAUAACAUUAUGAAUAUAGUGAAUAUUUUUCCAAAUACUAUAGAAAAAUUUUUUAUUCAAUUACCUAGUAUUUACUUUAAAAGUAUAUUGACUGUAUUUAUAGAAUUAUUUAUAAAAAUGUGGAUGCUAAUAAUAAUUGAAAAAGGUUUCUCAAAUUUUACUUACACUGAUGAUCAUAUGAGCAUUUUGAAAACAGAUAAUCAAUAUAUAAAAAAUUAUAUUCAUAUUAAUAAUAUCCAAUCUACUCAUUAUUUCUUAAACAAAAAAUAUAAUAUUAAUGAAUAUAUAGAUAUGUUUUUUGAUAAAUUACAUAAUAAUCGUAACAUGUUUAAUAAAAUAAUCAACGAUCAAAAACAUAAAAAAUCUAAAAAUAUUGUUUCAUCAGCAUAUAAUAAGGGAAUGGCAAUUAUAACAGGAAAGAAUAAUCAUGAAGAAAAAAAAACAUGGAAAGACAAUAUUUUUAAUUUUUCUAAAAAAAAAGAUAUAAAUUAA
Molecule: messenger RNA, 8040 nt
Organism: Plasmodium gallinaceum
Lineage: Eukaryota; Apicomplexa; Aconoidasida; Haemosporida; Plasmodiidae
Product: conserved Plasmodium protein, unknown function
Exons: 2
Coding region: 1-8040 (2679 amino acids)
Source: RefSeq, a predicted model, not a curated record